Molecule: messenger RNA, 1425 nt
Organism: Closterium sp. NIES-65
Lineage: Eukaryota; Viridiplantae; Streptophyta; Zygnematophyceae; Desmidiales; Closteriaceae
Source: the annotation of a GenBank genome assembly
AUGGCUUCCAGGGCUGGUGGAUCCAUAGGCCGAGGUGCAGGCAGGGCUCAGGGCAACGCACCGGGAUCUCCACCACGACCUAUGCAGGGGCGAGUAGGGGAUGGACCGGGAGGAGCCGGCGCGAUCUUCGUUGGGGGGUUGCUUACCGUACCGGCGCCGACCUCUCGUCGCUCUUUCCGUUACGUCGGCCCUCGACCCCCUCCUUCGGGGCAGACGCCGACGCAGCCGGAGAGCGGCAGCGAGGAGGAGGAUGAGGAGGAGGAUGGUGAGGGCGAGAAGGAGGAGGACACUGAGGGGAGCGGGGAUGACAGCGAGGCGGCGUGGGACCCAGAGACGCAUGGCGAUGGGGAGGGGGGAGAUGAUGAUGAUGAAGACCACGAGAUGGAUGGGUUGGAGCCAGAGGGGCGGGAGGAGGAGGUGGGAGAGGGUGGUGGAAGGGCGGCGACAGAGGCGGGAUCACAGCAUGUGCGUGAAGGGGGAGGGAGCGUGGGGGUUAAGGUGGGGGGGAGAAAGGCCGUGACCAUUAGGGAGCCGAGGCAGAGGAAGAAGGCCAACAAGUUGAGGGAGCGGGCGAUUUCGUGGAAGCAAUCCACAACAACCCCCGGCGAGCGGCACUUUGCGAGCUUCCACACUGCGCACAUGCAUGUGUGGCAUCACCGUUACCACACCCCGUCCGUUCACUUGCCAGGGGAGACGUUUCCACGUGGGGGCUACAAGGGAGUGCCGGAUGGCUUCGUCUAUCAGUGGCCACAUGCCAAGACUUGGCCGCAGCUCGCCAAGGGGAAAGGGAUGGCGACUGGUGGAGGUCAUGGGUCAAGCGGGAUGGAGCGGUGGAUGACAACCAAACUGACCUCGGUGCAGCUACGGCAGGCGAUCACGAAGCUGAUGGUCACCUGCGACCUCCCCUUCCGCAUCGUCGAGGCCGAGGCUUUUCAUGAGCUACUCAUCCUGCUAAACCGCAACUGCGCGCAGAAGAACUUCAUCCCCUCGCGCUGGACGGUUUCCCGCGAUACAGUGGUCUAUGCGGCUGCCGCUCUUCAGUCAGCCAUUGCGGAGAUGCUGGCGAAGGAGGGGGAUCUGGGGUGCAGGGUGUCGUUCACCAUCGACAUGUGGACGUCGCCCAACAACAGGGCGUGGCUAGUGGUAACGGGUCACUGGAUCGACGAGAAUUACCAGCUGCGCACAAUGGUGUUUGAAUUCCGCGAGAUUCACGGGCGUCACACGGGCAAGCAGAUGGCGAGGGUGGUUGAGGAGACUGUGGUGCAGUGGGGGUUGGAGACGCGUUGUCUUGGGUUCACCUCAGACAACGCCUCCAGCAACACUGCCGCUUUCAGGUGGAUGUCGGAGGAGGGUGGUGGCCAGUGCUUCUUCAACUCGCGCAUGCACUUCCGGUACGAAAGGGAGUGUGCGUGGGAUGUGCGAUGA